UUUUUUUUUUUUUUUUGAGAUAGAGUUUUGCUCUUGUUGCCUAGGCUGGAGUGCAGUGGCAUGAUCUUGGCUCACUGCAACCUCCGCCUCCUGGAUUCAAACAAUUCUCCUGCCUCAGCCUCCCGAGUAGCUGGGAUUACAGGCAUGCGCCACCACACCUGGCUAAUUUUGUACUUUUAGUAGUGACUGGUUUUUCUGCCUGUUGGUCAGGCUGGUCUUGAACUCCUGACCUCAGGUGAUUCACCCACCUUGGCCUCCCAAAAUGCUGGGAUUACAGGCGUGAGCCACCGUGCCUGGCCUGCUACUGGUUUUUUAAUGUUGAUUUUGUAUCCUGCAGCUUUACUGAGUUCAUGUAUCAGUUCUACCAGUUUUUUCGGUGAAGUCUUUAUGUUUUUCUAAAUAUAGGGUCAUGUCAUCUGUGAACAAAGAUAAUUUGAUUUUUUCUUUCCAAUUUGGAUGCCCUGCAUGGUUUCUGCUGCUUAUGAAAAGGACCUUAGGAUUAUGACGUAGUUGCCUUUUGCUACAUAUAUGAAGUGCUUGUUUGAGAAUUAUGAUGAUUAACUGUUAUUUUAGAAGGUAGAUUUGUGUCACUGUCAGCAGAUUAGAUUCUCAAGUCAGAGUUCAUCAGGGCCUAAUUAAAUUUUACCUUAGGCCCAGCCCAAGUUUUGAGGGCACAGUGCAUUGCAGGUACUGUCUGUAUUGGUGAUCCUGGGUGAAGACAUAUAGAAGUAGAAUGGUACAUGAAGGGUUGUGCAAGAUUAUCUAAUUCCUACUCAUUUUGAAGACAAAAGCAUUGAAACUAAGACAAUCACUAAGUUUAUUAAUAGCAGAGCCUAGAGUAGAACUGAGUCUUUAAGUUCAUUAUAUCAUAUUUAUAUCAAAAGAAGGUUCUUGGAGAAAUGGUUUCUGAGAAACUGCAAUUUAGGGAGAAGAAAUGUCUUAUGUUUGAGAACUUUGAAAAUUCAGACUUUCUAACCUUGGGUUUAUAAUAGAAAAAAAUGGUUAUGAUAUGUAACUUAAUUACCUUUUAUGUGCCAAUAAAUAUAUCUCUUCAACAUCAUUUCUAGUGUCAGCAAAGGGCUCCGUACUUUGGAUAUAUUAUACAUGUUAUUUAAUCAGUCAUUAUUGGAUAUUUAAAUUUUCGAUUCUUUUGUGUUAUUCAGAAAACAGAAACAUAGUUUUCCAAACAGCCAAUAGGAAAGAAAUGUGUAGAUUCACUAAAAAAUAUCCCAGGCUCAUCAACAUUAAUAUCAGAGUCAGAAGUGGACAGGUGAUUCCUGGGGCUGCCGGCUAAGGUCCCUUAUGAUUUCUGCUCUGGCUUUGCAGUUUUCAGCCUUUCCCAAGAGCAGCAGAAAAUGAACAAGUUCCGGAGUCUCGCUAUGUCUCACUGCAGCCUUGACUUCCCAGGUUCAUGCGAUUCUCUCAUAUCACCCUCUCAAGUAGCUGGUGUUACAGGCCUGAGCCACCACACCUACCUCCUUAAUUCUUAAUAAACAUUAAUACAUGCAAAGGGACCUGUGACAUUAAAGGAUGUUAUUGUGGAAUUCACCAAGGAGGAAUGGAAGUUACUGACCCCUGCUCAGAGGACUCUGUAUAAGGAUGUGAUGCUGGAAAACUAUAGUCACCUGGUCUCAGUGGGUUACCAUGUGAAUAAGCCAAAUGCAGUCUUCAAGUUGAAGCAAGGAAAAGAGCCAUGGAUAUUAGAAGUAGAAUUUCCACAUCGGGGCUUCCCUGGUGAGUUAGAAGAAAUUAUAUCCCAUGUUACUGAAGACCUAUGGAGCAUUCAUGAUCUAGAAGCAAGAUACCAGGAAAGCCAAGCUGGAAAUUCAAGGAAUGGAGAACUCACAAAACAUCAGAAAACUCGUACCACAGAUAAAGCCUGUGAAUGUAAGGAAUGUGGGAAGUUCUUCUGCCAGAAGUCUGCCCUCAUAGUACAUCAGCAUACUCACUCAAAGGGCAAAUCCUAUGACUGUGAUAAAUGUGGGAAAUCUUUCUCUAAAAACGAAGACCUCAUAAGACAUCAGAAAAUUCACACGAGAGAUAAAACCUAUGAGUGUAAAGAAUGUAAGAAAAUAUUUUACCACCUAUCAUCUCUCAGUAGACAUCUGAGAACCCAUGCAGGAGAGAAACCCUAUGAAUGUAAUCAGUGUGAAAAAUCCUUCUACCAGAAACCACAUCUCAUAGAACAUCAGAAAACACACACAGGGGAGAAACCUUUCGAAUGUACUGAAUGUGGGAAGUUCUUCUAUGUGAAGGCAUACCUCAUGGUACAUCAGAAAACACACACAGGGGAGAAACCCUAUGAGUGUAAGGAGUGUGGGAAAGCCUUUUCCCAGAAGUCACACCUCACAGUACAUCAGAGAAUGCACACAGGGGAGAAACCCUAUAAAUGUAAGGAAUGUGGGAAAUUCUUCUCUAGGAAUUCACACCUCAAAACUCAUCAGAGAACUCACACAGGAGAGAAACCCUAUGAAUGUAAGGAAUGUAGGAAAUGCUUCUACCAGAAGUCAGCCCUCACAGUACAUCAGCGAACUCACACAGGGGAGAAACCCUUUGAAUGUAAUAAAUGUGGGAAAACAUUUUACUAUAAAUCAGACCUCACUAAACAUCAGAGAAAACACACAGGGGAGAAGCCCUAUGAAUGCACACAAUGUGGCAAAUCUUUCGCUGUGAAUUCAGUCCUCAGAUUACAUCAAAGGACUCACACGGGAGAGAAGCCCUAUGCAUGCAAGGAAUGUGGGAAGUCCUUUUCUCAGAAGUCACAUUUUAUUAUACAUCAGAGAAAACACACAGGGGAGAAGCCCUAUGAGUGUCAGGAGUGUGGGGAAACCUUUAUCCAGAAGUCACAACUCACUGCACAUCAGAAGACACACACAAAGAAGAGGAAGGCUGAGAAGUAAGAUGAGUUGGGAAAUUCUCUUGACUGAAUUAAUCCUUCAAAACAAUCAGAUAAUUCACACAAGAGGUACACCUUAUGAAUCGCAUCAAUAGAGGGAAAUUUUCAGCUACAGUCUUUGCUCUCUCUGUGUAUCAGCAAAUACAUAGAUUCUGUACAUUUAUUUGGGAGAAAAUUUUAUCAUAUUUUAGGCUUUUCUAAAUAUUAGAUAAUAUAGAUGGCAGAAGUCAUGCAAAUUGUAAAGAGGAAGGAAACCUUUCAGAAAUCAUACUUUUGUUUUGCAACAUAGAAGUCACACAGGAGAAAAAUCCUGUAAGUAAAACAAAUGUCAAGACAUUUUCUGUCAGGGUAGCCAGCUGUAGAUAUCCAAAAGCUCACAAAUGAGAAGCUCCUUGAGUAUCUGGAAAUCUCUUUACACAAUUGGAGCUCAUGUACUAGAGAAUUCAAAGGGAUAACUGCAAAGACACUGGUAGAUAUAGAAGCCUUUAUUAAGAAUUGAUGUUUCAUUCAAUUUCAGAUCACUGGUACUUGGAUAGAUAUUUUAAAUAUUUGGAAGGUGUUCAAUGAAAAUUCAAACAAUUUGUACUGAGGGAAACAGUUAUACUAGAAAUCAUGUUGCAGAUCUGAUGCCAAGAUUGCUCUAUUUUAAAAGGAAACCUGCAAAUGUCUACAUAUAUGAAGCUUUUAAAAAGCACAAGUUAUCAGGCAACAUCAUUAAACAUACAUUAAAUGUCUGUUAGCAUAUAGGAUUUUGUGUGUAUGUGAGUGUGCUAUAACAUGUUAACUUGCGGAUGUUCAGCGUGCAUGUGGAAUCCAUCCAUAAUGGUACAUAGCGAAAUAAUAUAAUCUUAGUUCAGUAACUAUUAUGUGUAUGAAGAUGUUGCACAUUAAGUCUCAGUAGUGACUCUGGUUGUUAAUAUUUGUAUUGUAAGUGUAAUAUUCCUUUUAAAUUAUAAGGCAUCUUUUUAUCCUUUUUUUGUGUUUGUAAAUGGAUAUAGACAGUGGUAAUAACUAAUCCUUCAAAAAUAAGUUAAAAUGUUUUUGUAAAAUUUUCAAAUGUCAGCCAAGUUUUGCAUUAGGGACACAUUUAUAUAUAGCAAAAGCCUGAGCUGUUUUUAAACAGCUAAAAACAGUAGUAUUUAUUACAAUCUCCACAAUGAAAACAAAUAGUGCAAUGUAAGAAAUAUUAUGUAUCUUACUGUUGAUGUGUGAGCAGGGAGCAGAGCUAUCUGCAUUUGUAUUUUGUGUGAGAGUCCUAAAUGUUCUUCACCAACUUUUUCUUCCUCAUAGAAGCAACAUGACAUAGUUAAGGGUGUGGACUCUGGGCUCCUGCUGCCUGGGCCCCGAUUCCAGCAUGGGGCAUGCUACUUAAUAUCUCUGUGCCUCAGUUCCCAUCCCAUAAAAGAGUAGUGAUAGUGACAACAUCUUAGGAUUGCUUUGAGGUCUAAAUGAGUUAACAUUUUCAAAGCACUUAGAAUAGUGUCUGAGACACAAGAGCUAUAUGUUAGAGGUUAUCAUCAUUAUUUGUAUUUUGUGAAUUAUGCUGCAAAAAAAAAAAAAAAUGUUGGCUACCCAACAUUCAUCCCCCACCUUCUUGCUGCCAGUGCCUUGAUUUGGUUGUUUGUUGUUUGUUUGUUUUCCUACAAGUGAUUUAGGGGCAGAUCCUGACUACACUAAGUCAGGGUUUGACAAAUGACAGUCCAUCAGACAGAUCUGGCCCACUACCCAUUUUUGUAUCCUGCAAGCUAAGAAUGAUUUUAUAUUUCUAAAUGGUUGAAAGAAUCAAAGAAUAUUGUGACACAUGAAAAUUAUAUGAUAUUCAAGUUUCAGUGUCCAUAAAUAAAGUUUUGAAAACAUGAAUACAAACAAAAAACACCUAUUUAUGUUUGACCUGUGGCUGUCUUUGCACUACCCCAGCAGGGUUGAGUAGUUGUAGCAGACACCACAUGCCCUUGAGCCUAAGAUCUAGCACUUUACAAAGUAAGUUUUUCUGUUACUUAGAGCUGAAAAUAAAAGUAAUGUAGAGUUACGCUUUUAUAAGUAUUUCAUGUUUCAGAAAUGAUGCAUGCAGCAAUUUGUAGGUGGGUGGUUUUUUGCAGUAUAUUUAUUUUGUGCAUUAUAUUUAUAUGUUAAGAGCCUGAGCUUAGAAGUAUUUUUUCAAAGAAAUGUGUUUUUUACUUGCUAAAUUGUCAUAACAUCAAAACAAGAAAUUUCUUGAUGGAAUGUAGCAGUAAACAUAUGAAAUAAAAAUUGUCUAAAUUAAA
Molecule: messenger RNA, 5160 nt
Organism: Gorilla gorilla gorilla (western lowland gorilla)
Lineage: Eukaryota; Metazoa; Chordata; Mammalia; Primates; Hominidae
Product: zinc finger protein 25
Exons: 7
Coding region: 1605-2900 (431 amino acids)
Biological process (GO): regulation of transcription by RNA polymerase II
Molecular function (GO): DNA-binding transcription factor activity, RNA polymerase II-specific; RNA polymerase II cis-regulatory region sequence-specific DNA binding
Source: RefSeq, a predicted model, not a curated record